CCGGAUCGGUUUCAGGUUGAGACGUAGCUAACCCGGUCAUUUUUUCCACCUCUUAGAUAAGAUCAAAAAUAGACGACGAAAAACUGAAAAAUGUACGCCCAGAUGAAGUUGGAAAAUGGCGGGAAUCUGUUACUUUGCUCAACCCAAUCCAACCCUCCAUCUCAAGAGAGUUCAUUGCGUCAAAUGCUGCUCAGCCACGCCGGAUAAUGAUCCCAAUAACAGAACAAGAACCCCGCAGUUUUUGAAGUUGGCAGUAAGUGGAGUGACUGAGCUCCUCAGGCUGUUCUCCUCGUUUGACAAAGACAGAUCAGAUAGGGUGAAUUAUGGACAAAAAGAGGAGAUUUCAAUUUCGUGUAUUGAUGAUGUAGUAACUACACUGAAGACUGAUUAUGAGAAUGCUUAUUUUGUUACAGGGAUUUUCACUUCUGAAAUAUAUGAUGAAGAUUGUAUAUUUGAAGAUCCGACUAUUAGAUUUCAAGGUACGGAGCUGUAUUCACGCAACCUGAAAUUACUUGUUCCUUUCUUUGAAUUUCCUUCAAUUGGAUUGCAAAAGAUUGAGAAGGGUGCCAACUCUAAUAAUGAUUUUGUUCUGGCGACAUGGAAACUGAGAACCUACCUGAAACUUCCUUGGAGACCUCUCAUUUCUAUUGAUGGAAACACUGUCUAUGAAUUAAAUGAUGAGCAUAAAAUUAUUCGGCAUGCUGAGAGUUGGAAUGUUUCUGCACUAGAAGCAAUUGCCCAGAUAUUCACUCCUAGUGAUAGAAAUUAACUAGUCCACAAAGAUCUGAUACUACCAUGCCAACUAAUUUCGGAGUCUGUUGUGAUAGGACUACGAGAAUAAAGCUUCUACGGUAAUUAAUGUAAAGCUCAAUAUUGCUUGUAAUUUGAUGCGUUGGUGCUCUCCUCACUACAUCAUAUUUCUAUACAUUGGAAGCUAGGAUAAGACGUUCUAGCUCCAUAAAGACAGAAUGCUCAUAGAUACUCGGCAAGUCUUUAUCUUAUCUACUCAAUUAGAAUCCUCUCUGGAGGCUUAGACUUUUCUUGCUAUGUUUAAUGCCUAGAAGAAGUAUGGUCAUGCUUUCUGGCUAACUUUAUGGCUAGUUAUAGCACAGUCAAAAAGAAUGGUUGUAGCUAUUUCUAGGAUUGUUGAGUUAAAGUAUAUUGACAUUUUACGUUUUUUUAUUAAAUGUUAAACAACAAAACAGCACAAAUCUUAUAGCACUUAACUGCUAAAUCCUUGCUAUGUUUUUAAAGGGCAGGAAGCCACAAAGUGUGAUGAUGA
Molecule: messenger RNA, 1282 nt
Organism: Pistacia vera
Lineage: Eukaryota; Viridiplantae; Streptophyta; Magnoliopsida; Sapindales; Anacardiaceae
Exons: 8
Coding region: 116-769 (217 amino acids)
Source: RefSeq, a predicted model, not a curated record